UGCUUCCCGCCAUUUCAACUUCCUCCAGUAGCAGCAUCAGCAGCAGCAGCAGUGUGAGGCGAUCUUCGGAGCAGCGAUGAAGUGGCACUAUAAAGAGGAGCACCCGUUCGAGAAGAGGCGGUCUGAGGGGGAGAAGAUACGCAAGAAGUACCCGGACCGCGUCCCGGUGAUCGUGGAGAAGGCCCCGAAGGCCCGGAUAGGCGACCUUGACAAGAAGAAGUACCUGGUGCCCUCCGACCUCACCGUGGGCCAGUUCUACUUCCUGAUCCGCAAGAGGAUCCAUCUCCGUGCGGAGGACGCCCUGUUCUUCUUCGUGAACAACGUCAUCCCGCCCACCAGCGCCACCAUGGGGCAGCUGUACCAGGCACGGUGCACGCACGCCCAGAGACUCACUCGGACAGACGCAGACUCACACAGACACAGACUCACUCGCACAGACACAGACUCACUCACACAGAGACUCACAGACUCACCUCAUAGAGACCCAUAGACUCACCACACAGAGACCCAUAGACUCACCACUCACACAGAGACCCAUAGACUCACCACUCACACAGAGACCCACAGACUCACCACACAGAGACCCAUAGACUCACCACUCACACAGAGACCCACAGACUCACCACAUAGUAACCCACAGACUCACCACACAGAGACCCACAGACUCGCCACACAGAGACCCACAGACUCACCACACAGAGACCCACAGACUCACCACACAGAGACCCACAGACUCACCACACAGAGACCCACAGACUCACCACACAGAGACCCACAGACU
Lethenteron reissneri (Far Eastern brook lamprey) is the source of this 781-nucleotide messenger RNA. Its product is annotated as gamma-aminobutyric acid receptor-associated protein-like. The record is from RefSeq and is a predicted model, not a curated record. Lineage: Eukaryota; Metazoa; Chordata; Hyperoartia; Petromyzontiformes; Petromyzontidae.